CCCGGCCAUGACUUCACCCGUCCAGUCCUCCCUCCAGCUCUACCUGUUGUCCUUCAACUGCGCCCGCAACCUGAUCGACCCCCACCGCCUCGCCCGCCACCUGUUCGACGCCUUGCCACUCCGCCAUGAUGGCCCCGGAGCCUCGUCCGCCGACCCUCUGCCCGACGUCAUCGUCGUAUCGCUGCAGGAGCUGGCCGGCAUCGCCCCUGCAUUCCUGGCCGGGUCCCUUCUGGCUCCUUACUUUGACCGCUUCGUUGCCGCCCUGCGCUUUGCCGCCCCUGAUGUCUACCGCCAUGUCCUGCACAAGAGCCUGGGAAUGACGGCCAUUAUGCUCUUCGCCAAGCCGCACGUCGCUGACCGCAUCGUCUCGAUCGAGACGGCCGGCGUGGGCCUCGGCUUCUGGGAAAUGGGCAACAAGGGCGCCGUGGCCGUGCGCAUCGGCCUCGCCUCGCCGCAACAACAGCAGCAGAACCCGGCCGCCGCGGACGAGGUGCUCGAGCUCACGUUUGUCGCCGCGCACCUGGCACCCAUGGAGUACGGCGUGGCACGGCGCAACGACGACUGGGCCAACAUCGUGCGGCGGCUGGUCUUCGAACCAGAGGGCGGCGGAAAAGGCGCGAUCCCGGCUGCCGCUGCAGCAGAUAGCGAGCAGGACCAGGACCAGGAGCGGGAGCAGCGGGACGACGGCGCAGGGCAGGCGCUCCUGCCCCAAUCUCCCACGCCGCAACAAGGCCUCUACACGCCCAACGCGCACGUUUUCUUCUUCGGCGACCUCAACUACCGCACCAGCGACACACCACCGCAACCCAUCGACACGCUGACCCGGUUCCCGCGCCCCGGCGACCCGUACGCUGCCCUCCUGGCGACGGACCAGCUGCAGCGCGAGCGCCGCGCCGGCCGCGCCUUGCACGGCUUCGAAGAGGCGAACAUUGAUUUCCCGCCUACGUACAAGUACGCCUUCCACCCCCCGCGAGCGUGGGCGCCCCAUCGCUGGCCCAGCUGGUGCGACCGCAUCCUCUUCCUGCCUGCGAGCGGACUCUCGCCGCAACGCUACGACGCGCUUCCCCUGCUGCCGAGCUCGGAUCACCAGCCCGUGGCGCUGGCGGUGGAGGUGGCGUGGAAGGCGCUCGAGGGCGAGCGCAGAGCAGAGACGGGUAGAGAGGGCGAAGCAGACACAGCAUCACCAUCAUCACCACCACUAAACACGCCCUCGGCACGCGACGCGCCCUUCCCACUCGACCCCUCAUGGCGGUCUCGGCGGCGCGCGGCCCGCUCCCGCGAGCUCGUUGUCGGUGUGCUGGCGGCUGCGGUGUUGACGUGGCAGGGACGCAUGGCGCUGCUGGCGUUGGUGCUGGCGGUUUGGUUUGCGGGUGUGGGUGUUGGUGGGGGUGGGAGGUAAGAAGGUAAGUAGGUAAGCAGGCGGGUAGGAUGGUGUAUUGUGGUGUGUUGGGUAGUAGAGUAGACAUACCUAUAGACAGACGGACAGACGGACAGACAGACAGACAGACAGGAAAGCAUGCGACGCGACACCACGACGCGAUGGACUUGUGCAGUGCGCGUGUGCGUGUGUGCGUGCAUGCUGCUCUGCUCUUGUAAAAACUGCCUCUUAUACCUACCUAGGUAGGUAGCUAGUCCUCAUAACAACGCCACCA
Aplosporella prunicola CBS 121167 is the source of this 1652-nucleotide messenger RNA. RefSeq lists its product as uncharacterized. Gene Ontology annotation, molecular function: phosphatidylinositol-4,5-bisphosphate 5-phosphatase activity. The coding region runs from base 8 to 1399 and encodes 463 amino acids. The transcript has a single exon. Gene Ontology annotation, biological process: phosphatidylinositol dephosphorylation. The record is from RefSeq and is a predicted model, not a curated record. Lineage: Eukaryota; Fungi; Ascomycota; Dothideomycetes; Botryosphaeriales; Aplosporellaceae.